AUGGCGAGUCCGCCAAACACAGAAGAGCAGCCCAUAUCUCCCAGUGCUCCCAGCGCCAAGGUGAAGAAGAGCGGCUAUCUGAAGAAGCAGAAGCACGGACACAGACGCUUCUUCGUGCUGAAGGAGCAGUGCGACGGCUGCCCUGCGCGGCUGGAGUACUACGAGAGCGAGAAGAAAUGGAAAAACAAGUCGAGCGCAAAGAGAGUGAUCCCGCUGGACUGCUGCCUGAAUAUCAACAAGAGAGCGGACGCUAAGCACAAGUUCCUCAUCGCGCUGUACACGAAGGAUGAAUACUUCGCAGUGGCCGCGGACAACGAGCAGGAGCAGGAGAGCUGGUACGAGGUCCUGACGGAUCUAAUGUCAGAGGGAAAAGUGUGCGACGGCUCCGCGUCCAACUCUGCGUCCUCUCUGGUGGGCUUUGAUGAGGCGAGCUACGGCGUCAUAACGCCGGUGUCUGCAGCCUAUAAGGAGGUAUGGCAAGUCAACUUAAAAUCUAAAGGCUUGGGCCAGAGCAGAAAUCUGACAGGGGUUUACAGACUGUGUUUGUCCAGUCGGACUAUUAGCUUUGUCAAGCUCAACUCGGAGGUCGCCUCUGUCAUUCUCCAGCUAAUGAAUAUUCGGAGGUGCGGCCAUUCUGACAGCUUUUUCUUCAUUGAGGUGGGUCGCUCUGCGGCCACGGGUCCUGGGGAGCUGUGGAUGCAGGCAGAUGACUCUGUGGUAGCGCAGAACAUCCAUGAAACUAUUCUAGAAGCAAUGAAAGCCAUGAAGGAGCUGUCAGAAUUCCGUCCGCGCAGCAAAAGCCAGUCAUCCGGGACCAAGCCCAUCUCUGUGCCCACAAGGCGGCACCUGAACAAUCUCCCUCCCAGCCAGACAGGGCUUCCCCGGCGGUCACGCACUGACAGCAUGGCCGCUACUUCACCGGUGAGCAAAUUCUCCUCAUGCAGAAUACGCACAGCCAGUGAGGGCGACGGCAGCAUGACACGCCCCUUAUCCGUGACGGGGAGCCCCCUUAGCCCCGGGGUGCACCGGACGCUAUUGAGCAGGUCUCACACGAUCACAACACGGCCCACACGGACAUUUGAGUCGUCUUCCCUCCAGCACAGUAAAUCUAUGUCAAUGCCAUUGUCCCACUCCCCACCCUUGGGUGCCCCCAGCCUCGUGAGCCUGUCAUCCUGUCCUGACAGCAGCGCGCCUCGCCCCUCCAGCUGCACCGCCUCUUUCUCAGGCUCCCCCAGUGACGCUGGCUUCAUCUCCUGUGAGGAAUAUGGCUGUAGUCCUGCAGACAUGAGGGACAUCCGGUUACCCCUCUCCGUCCGCAGCAACACCCCUGAGUCUAUCAGAGCGGACACGCCCCCAUCCCGGGAUGGCAGUGAGCUGGAUGGAUACAUGGUCAUGGAGCGACAGGGCCAGAAUGGCUACAGACGGGGCCCAGAACUUGACAAAAGUUACCGCAAACGCACUUAUUCUCUCACAACCCCUCGUCAGAUGAGGGGUCCCCCACAAGUGUCCUCCGCCUCACUGGACGAGUACACUCUAAUGAGGGCCACAAACACCAGCGGGAGCCAGGGUCCUCGCAGGUGUCACACCGCCUCUCCCAAAGGGACGUAUCCAGAGGACUACAGGCCAGUGCAAGUGAGCUCUGACAGCAUCUCAAAUGAAACCGGCUACAUGCCCAUGAUGCCAGGUGUGGCACCACAGACACUCAGGUCCAGGGAGGACUCGUACAUGCCCAUGAGCCCCAUGUGUAUUUCAGCCCCAAAACAGAUCAUAAACCCACGCUCCCACUCUUCCACUGUGCUGGCCGCACGCACAGACUCUCCUGGGAGUGUCUCACUGGAGGACAGUGGCUACAUGCCCAUGUGGUGUGGAACUCGUAUGUCUGUGGACUACACAGAAGGGAAGCUUUCAAAUGGAGAUUAUCUUAACAUGUCCCCGGUGGAUCCUUCCUUUACCCCCCCAGAUUACAUAGUCAGCCCCACAGAGCCCUACCCUCGACAGGCCUUCUCACACAGCUCUCUGCCCCACGCACUCAAGAGUCUACUGCAGAGAAAAGGCUCCACAGACACAGACCAAUAUGUGCUCAUGUCCAUACAGAAGCAGAGGAUAGAGGAGGAGGCCAACCCCUGUGCUGCUUCUGUGGAAGAGCCAUUGAACAGUCCCCCUCCAAGCACAGCGUCCUGUACCCCUUUCCGAGUAGCUCUGGUGGAGGGGGGGCUGAGCCAUAGGAACAGGGCGUGUCGGCCCACACGUCUGGCGCUGGAGUCUCUCAGAACUUUACCCUGUAUGAGCGAGCACCCCCUGCCCUCAGAGCCCCGCAGCCCUGGGGAGUACAUCAACAUCGACUUCAGCACGUCCACAUCUGAGUCUGUGGCUUCCCCAUCCUCUGGCGGUGACAACAUCUCCCCAAAACCCCAGCCACUCUCCCUCCCUCCUCAGCAGGAGCUCAAACAAGAGAAGGACCUGAAUGUGGAGCUCGAAGCACAGGUGGGGUGUCAAGCCGCUCCAGUCAGGGAUGAUUACACAGAGAUGACUUUCCCCCCGGCCCCCAACCCUGCCCUCCCCACCAGCCCCACCACAUGUGUCCAGAGACUCAGCCUGGACUGUACUCUGGUGGAGGAGGUAUCCCAAGCUCCAGCCGCCUCUUUCCUCUCAGGCGCUCCAUCAUUAUCUGUCAACCUUUUAGACCCACACAGAGGGGCCAAAGUGGUCAGGGCAGACCCUCAAGGCCGUAGGAGACACAGCUCUGAGACCUUCGCCUCCACCACCACUGUAGCCCCUGUGUGCCCUUCCUUUGCACAUGACACAAAGAGGCACAGCUCUGCUUCUGUUGAGAAUGUAUCACACAGCGUUAAUGCGUCAGAUGGACCGGACAUGGAAUACGGCAGCCCCAUGUGUAGGGAGACCUCUGCCGGCUUUCAAAACGGACUAAACUAUAUUGCCUUAAACUUAAUGGAGGGAAAUCUUGGGGCAUGUGAUGGACUUCUACGGUUCAAGGCUCCAUGUGGCUGCAAAGGAGGGAUGAAUGGUUUCAACACGAGUCCGUAUGCCAGCAUGGGAUUCAAGGAAACCGCCACUGCUGUGAAAGAAUGA
Messenger RNA from Knipowitschia caucasica, 3090 nucleotides. NCBI's taxonomy places the organism in Eukaryota, Metazoa, Chordata, Actinopteri, Gobiiformes, Gobiidae. The record is from the annotation of a GenBank genome assembly.